Labrus mixtus (cuckoo wrasse) is the source of this 1190-nucleotide messenger RNA. It is a transcript of the gene masp2, whose product is annotated as MBL associated serine protease 2. NCBI's taxonomy places the organism in Eukaryota, Metazoa, Chordata, Actinopteri, Labriformes, Labridae. The coding region runs from base 90 to 992 and encodes 300 amino acids. The record is from RefSeq and is a predicted model, not a curated record. The transcript is spliced from 6 exons. Gene Ontology annotation, molecular function: serine-type endopeptidase activity; calcium ion binding.
CGGCCCACCAGCUGGGUUCAUUUACCCUCAGAUCACUGAGAGUGAACCACUCCACAGCACGCUAAAUAUCUGGGGACUUUUCAGCCAACAUGACCAGUGGGUGCUGUGUUUUUGUCCUCUUUACCCUCCUCCAUGUCUCACUGAGUGUGGAAAUGACAGGAUUAUAUGGCAGCUUCACCUCCCCCGACUUCCCCCAGCCUUACCCUGACAACCAGCACAUAGUGUGGAACAUUAGUGUCCCCAAUGGCCACAGGGUCAAACUCUACUUCAGACACUUUAGCAUGGAACCGUCUAACCAGUGUGAAUAUGACUACGUCCAGGUUCUGGCAGAUGGGAAUGAAACAUUGCGGUUCUGCGGUGAGGAGGAGAAGAACUAUGAGAGCAGCCCGAGGAACACAGUCGUCCUGUCAGCAGGGAACCUGAUGUCUGUCAUCUUUAGGAGUGACUACUCGAACGAGGGCCGAUUCACCGGCUUCCAAGCUUUUUACACAUCGGAAGAUAUCAACGAGUGUUUGUCCAAGAUAGACGGGGAGAGUGUGUGCGAUCACUUUUGCCACAAUUACAUCGGUGGAUUUUAUUGCACAUGCAAACAAGGAUUCCUUCUCCAUGACAACAACAGAUCCUGCACAGUGCCAUGCCAAAACCAGACGUUGACCUCGCUGUCUGGUGUUCUCACCAGUCCGGGCUACCCGAGUCCUUACCCAACCAUGAUUCAGUGUGACCAUAUCAUUCGUCUACUAGAAGGCUACAGAAUAAUUCUGGACUUCCUAGAACCCUUUGACAUAGAGGGACACCCUGAUGCCCCCUGUCCGUACGAUAUGUUGAAGAUUUCCACCACUGGGCAGGAGUAUGGACCCUUCUGUGGAUCAAUGGCACCCGGUCGCAUUGACACAGGAAGUUACCAGGUGCAUGUUGCGUUCAGAUCGGAUCAAAGUGGGAAAAACAAGGGAUGGAAGAUCAAAUACACAAGUACCAAGUUACACACAUUGUAGUAUAUUUUCCACAGUGAUGUAUCUUCAUCUUGGAAUGUUGUUUUUUGUCAAAGUUUUAGCACUGUGUUGAUGAUACCCUACUAUAUUUUGACACUGAAAAAUAUGCUCUGCAACAUUUAAAACAUUAACUUUCACUUCUCAAAAUAAAAGGAAUUUAAAUAAAAGUGACACAAGACACUUUUCCUGAGCUUUAUUUCC